Molecule: messenger RNA, 1415 nt
Organism: Cricetulus griseus (Chinese hamster)
Lineage: Eukaryota; Metazoa; Chordata; Mammalia; Rodentia; Cricetidae
Source: RefSeq, a predicted model, not a curated record
AUUUGGUUCUGGAGCUGCCAUGAUUGAAGUGGUGGCUGAGCUGAGUCGAGGUCCUGUAUUUCUGGCGGGGGAGGCUCUGGAAUGUUUAGUGACUGUCACUAAUCCCCUGCCCCCGACCGCCACUUCUGCAUCCAGUGAGGCUCUGGCCUGGGCCAGUGCCCAGAUCCACUGCCAGUUCCAUGCCAGUGAGAGUCGAGUGGCACUGCCACCCCCUGACUCUAGUCAGCCGGAUGUCCAGCCUGACAGCCAGACUGUCUUUCUUCCACACCGAGGAGAGAGGGGUCAGUGUAUCCUGUCUACUCCACCAAAAAUUCUGUUUUGUGACUUGAGACUAGACCCUGGAGAGUCCAAAUCAUACUCCUACAGUGAAGUGCUGCCCACAGAGGGACCACCUUCUUUUCGGGGUCAGUCAGUCAAGUAUGUCUACAAAUUGACCAUUGGCUGCCAGCGUGUCAAUUCACCAAUCACUUUACUCAGAGUCCCUUUGAGAGUUCUUGUGCUGACUGGUCUUCAGGAUGUCCACUUUCCCCAGGAUGAGGCUGUGGCUCCAUCAAGUCCAUUCUUAGAGGAGGAUGAAAGUGGGAAGAAGGAUUCAUGGAUUUAUACAAUAUCAGUGAUGGCCGAGGGAAAGUUGGGACAUUUGGUAUCUUCAAAUCUGUGUACCGACUCGGCGAGGACGUGGUGGGGACCUUAAACUCAGGGGAAGGAACCGUAGCUUGUUUGCAGUUUUCAGUAAGCUUGCAAACUGAAGAGCGUGUACAGCCAGAGUACCAGCGACGCCGUGGGACAGGAGUUGCCCCUUCAGUGUCCCAUGUGACUCAUGCCCGGCACCAGGAGUCCUGCCUCCAUACAGCCAGAACCAGCUUCUCUCUCCCCAUCCCUCUCUGUUCUACCCCUGGCUUCUGCACUGCCAUUGUGUCCUUGAAGUGGCGAUUGCAUUUUGAGUUUGUAACAUCCCGGGAACCAGGAUUGGUCCUUCUGCCCCCAUUGGAGCAGCCUGAACCUUCGACCUGGACAGGGCCUGAGCAGGUGCCUGUAGACACCUUCAGUUGGGACCUUCCCAUCAAAGUGCUUCCUACGAGCCCCACCCUGGUCUCAUAUGCUGCCCCAGUCCCCAGCAAAAAUAGUAUAACUAUCUGAAAUUGGCCCACAUGCCCACUGUGGCACUAAUUUCUUCAAGAUACUGAAAAUUCAACACCUGGACUCCAGUGGGGCCCACUUUUCCCACCUGGGGCCCUGCAGCACAGAUGAUGAGAACCAGGCUUCCAGCUGUGGUAUUGAUUUAUUUAUUCAGAGUAAAUUGGCAGCCGCUAGUGGUUUCCCUGGAAGUGGCAGCAGCAGUGAGCAGUCAGCAGAUGGGUGAUCCUUUAGCUGGAGUGGGGAGCAGGAGCCCCAGGAACAGGGGUGUUAGCUGA